AUGGCCCAGUUUUCGGCUACUGUCCUUACGUUGUUAACACUAAUCGGUGGCGUGUUGUCUGGGAAUGUGCCACGUACUGCCGUCGAUCAGCGUGUGGCCGCUGUUCGGGAUAUCCUUACGCAUCUCGAAAACGCUCGCCGUUUAUUAGUUCUCGUCUGUUGGCCACCGACCAUACGUUAUCAGCUUUGGCGAGAGAUCAACGCUGGCCGUAUCCCCAUGGAGUUACAGUUCGCCACCGUCGAUUCGAACAAUCUUCCGUGGCACGACCCAGAUCGCCACCUGGUGGUCGUGGUAGCUGAUUUGGCCUGCGCUGGAACCGACCGUUUACUACAACAAUCCGGCCAUCUCCUGUACUACCGACUCCGGUGGGUCAUCCUGCACUCUGAAGGAGCCGCGGUACGUUCGGCGAAGGGUUGGAAAAACUGUUCCGAGUAUUCAACCUUGGACGAUCUGCCGUUGUUGGUUAGCAAUGAGGUGUACUAUUUCUGCACCGAUCCUUCCACUGGCCAGCAUUUGGUGCGGCAGCAGUAUCGCUUAUCCCGGACCGGUCCAAUCACCGUCGAAACGGUUGGUCCUUGGGAACCCACAAAAGGUGUCGUUGUCGCAGGGCCUCGUGCCGUAACGUACGUUAGACGAAGGAAUUUCAACCAAUUCCAGCUCCGUGCUUCAUUGGUUCUACAGUUUAACGACACAGUGAAUCAUUUGAACGACUACAGCAACAAACACCGUGAUACGCUGUCCCGCAUUUCGUACCACUUGACGAAUUCGGUAGGGCUUCACCUAAACGCGUCCGUACGCUUUACUAUUGUCACCUCUUGGGGCUACCGGAACGCUACUACGGGCCUUUAUACUGGCAUGAUCGGCGAACUGCAGACUGAUCUUGCUGAUCUCGGAGCCAGCUCAUUAUUCUUCACUCCCGAUCGGAUUCCGGUAAUCGAUUAUCUCUCGAUGCCCAUCAAGGCCCGCGUUGGCUUAAUAUUUCGGGCACCGAAACUCUCCUACACGGACAACGUGUUCGUUUUACCAUUCGAACGAUACGUGUGGUACAGCACCCUAAGCUUCAUCGUGCUGUCUGCACUCCUGAUGGCGUUAGUGCUUCGCUGCGAACAGCGGUACACCGGGCGGCCAGAGCCACUGGCAGCUCAGGAUUCUUUCGGCCUGUCGGACACGGUGCUCAACUCGUUCGGAACCACCUGCCAGCAAGGAUCGUUCAUCGAGCCGAAAAGGGCUGCCUCACGGUGUUUGCUCCUGAUCUGUCUGGUACUGCUGAUGUUUUUGUACGCCAGCUACUCGGCCAACAUUGUCGCCAUGAUUCAGUCGCCCUCAACGAAGAUACAGACGACGAAGGAUUUGUUGGAGUCACGCAUGAAAGUCGGUUCCGAUGACACAACCUACAAUCGGUACUAUUUCCGGCAUUCUACGGAACCACUGCUGAAGGCACUGUACGAUCAAAAGCUAAAGAACAAAGAUGGAUCGGAAAACUUCAUUCCAUUGAGACGUGGUAUAGAGCUGGUACAGCAAGGAUUGUAUGCGUUCCACGUAGAGCUCGGCAUCGCCUAUCUGUUGAUCAACGACCUGUACCAAGAAGGUGAAAAGUGUGACCUAAAGAAGGUGGAUUCCUACAAAUUGAUUGACCCCUACUACGCGGUACAAAAAAACACGUCUUUCCGCGAAUCGGUGCGCAUCGCUUUGUUCAGAUUGCGCGAAUUCGGCAUUCAGGAGCGGGAGCACUCGCUACUCUACACAAAGAAGCCGCGCUGUUCCGGUGCCACAAGUUUCGUGCCGAUUUCGAUCGUGGAUAUCUGGCCAGCGCUAGCUAUAUUUGGCUGGGGAUGUCUCUUAGCGGUUAUGACGCUAGUGGCCGAGCUGUGGGUGCGGUCCCAAAUGUAUCACACACUGAAGGCGUUCCUUUGCUUAAAGAAAGCAAACAGAUAA
Messenger RNA from Anopheles cruzii, 1935 nucleotides. RefSeq lists its product as uncharacterized. The transcript has 3 exons. Gene Ontology annotation, molecular function: ligand-gated monoatomic ion channel activity. The coding region runs from base 1 to 1935 and encodes 644 amino acids. Gene Ontology annotation, cellular component: membrane. The record is from RefSeq and is a predicted model, not a curated record. NCBI's taxonomy places the organism in Eukaryota, Metazoa, Arthropoda, Insecta, Diptera, Culicidae.